CGCGGGGUCAUGGCCGCCGUGCGCGAGGAGUUACAGAAAGAUUUGGAAGAGGUUAAAGAAUUGCUUACGAAAGCCACCAGAAAGCGACUUCACGAUGUCCUCACGACUGAAAAACACAAGCUAGAGUUAGAAAUCAAGAAUCAGCCUCCACCAAAGCUGAAGGCAGAUGCAGGAGAAGAAGAAAAAUCAUCGCUUGGAGGAUAUACAGUGAAAAUAAACAACUAUGGUUGGGAUCAGUCAGAUAAGUUUAUUAAAAUUUACAUCUCUUUAAAUGGAGUCCAGAAGCUCCCAGCUGAGAACGUGCAGGUGAAUUUCACAGAGAGGUCAUUUGAUCUGCUAGUGAAGAAUCUGAAUGGGAAGAACUACACCAUGACCUUCAACAACCUUCUGAAACCCAUCUCGAUGGAAGGCAGUUCGAGAAAGAUCAAGACAGACACGAUCCUCGUGAUGUGUAGGAAGAAGCGUGAGGAAAAAUGGGACUGUCUCACGCAAGUGGAAAAAGAAAGCAAAGAGAAAGAGAAAGCUGCCUAUGACACCUCAGAUCCCAGUGAAGGGCUUAUGAGCCUUUUGAAAAAGAUGUAUGCAGAAGGGGACGAUGAAAUGAAGCGCACCAUCAACAAGGCUUGGGUUGAAAGCAGAGAAAAACAGUCCAAAGGGGACCUACCAAUGGAUCUUUGAAAGUACUGAGGGCCGCCUUAAUACUGAUCUUCCAUGUGAGACUUCCUGUUCUGCAAAAAUCAUUGUUUACACAACCUUCUUCCAAGCAAAGACACUCAUUUUCCAUUUCAGGUUGGAGAAAAUAUUUAAAUAAAAUAGCUUAUAAAGCA
This is a messenger RNA of Tinamus guttatus (white-throated tinamou), 827 nucleotides long. It is a transcript of the gene CACYBP, whose product is annotated as calcyclin binding protein. Gene Ontology annotation, cellular component: nucleus. The record is from RefSeq and is a predicted model, not a curated record. Gene Ontology annotation, biological process: heart development. NCBI's taxonomy places the organism in Eukaryota, Metazoa, Chordata, Aves, Tinamiformes, Tinamidae. Gene Ontology annotation, molecular function: S100 protein binding; tubulin binding; ubiquitin protein ligase binding.